Molecule: messenger RNA, 2061 nt
Organism: Thermochaetoides thermophila DSM 1495
Lineage: Eukaryota; Fungi; Ascomycota; Sordariomycetes; Sordariales; Chaetomiaceae
Exons: 3
Coding region: 1-2061 (686 amino acids)
Biological process (GO): protein phosphorylation
Molecular function (GO): ATP binding; protein kinase activity
Source: RefSeq, a predicted model, not a curated record
AUGUCGGCCAUCCCACAACAGCCCCAGGCGCAACCAGCGCCAGCACCAUCCACAAUUCCCCCAGCUCCCAUUAUCCGGCCGCCGCCUCUGAGCGGACGUGCUGGCAACCGUCCUCCUCGCCUGGGGCUCUCAAUCCCCGCGAGGGGCACCAAUGCCCCUCCGCCGAAGCCACCCCUGCCGACCCUUCACCUCGCAACCCCUAUGGGGAGCACCGUUACACCACAAGAGCAGCCCGUCCGGUCCUUGAGUCAACAAAGCGUUAGUGGCAGCGAAAGCAGCACCGCUCAUAGCAGAAGUGGCAGCUUCGGGCCCCUCGACGGCCGUGCCAGCAAUCCUACAAGUGCAGGCUCCCAGUUCAGUGUCAUGUCCUUUGCAAGCCAGUUCGGUCUCGGCUCAACAAGGCAACCAAGCGAUCCCGUCUCGGCUGUCGGCUCGCUCUACUCAAAUGCUAGUGAGGGUGUUGACAUCGACCGGGAUGCCAGCCUUCACGGCCUGGAGAGCUUUAGCCAAUUAAGUAUAGAAAAGGCCAGAAUUCUGGACGUGGAGGAUCUCGACGAUGAGGGUUGGAGGAUUGUUGCCUUGGAGAAGCGUAUUAUCGAGCUCGGCCGCCUGGGCGAGGGUGCCGGCGGUUCGGUGACCAAGUGUAAGCUCAAGGGUGGCGAGACCAUUUUUGCUCUUAAGGUGGGUUGUUCUUAUUGGUGUAUCGCUUUCGAAGAUCGUUUGUUGACGGCUCAGGUCAUCACAACCAACCCCGAUCCCAGCGUCAAACGCCAGAUCGUCCGAGAACUGGGCUUCAACAAGGAGUGCGCAUCACAACAUAUCUGCCGCUAUUACGGCGCCUUCGUCGACCCCGCUACCGCCACCAUCUCCAUCGCCAUGGAGUUCUGCGAGGGCGGUUCCCUCGACAGCAUCUACAAGGAGGUCAAGAGACUCGGCGGCCGCACCGGUGAGAAGGUCUUGGGUAAGAUCGGUGAGGCCAUGCUUCGCGGUCUGACCUACCUGCACUCCAAGAAAAUCAUUCACCGCGACAUCAAGCCCAGCAACGUCCUGCUCACUCGCGCUGGCGAAGUCAAGCUGUGCGACUUUGGCGUCUCAGGCGAGUUCGGUACCAAGGGCGAUGCCAAUACGUUCAUCGGCACAAGCUAUUACAUGGCUCCUGAGCGUAUCACCGGCCAGUCCUAUACCAUCACCUCCGACGUCUGGUCGACCGGCGUUACCUUGCUCGAAGUGGCCCAACACCGUUUCCCUUUCCCUGCGGACGGCACCGAGAUGCAACCUCGUGCGGGUCUGAUUGAUUUGCUCACCUAUAUCGUGAAGCAGCCGCCUCCGAAAUUGAAGGAUGAGCCUGAUAUCACAUGGAGUGAUAACUUCAAGUACUUCAUCGAGUGCUGGCAGCUACAGCAGCUACAGCAACAGCACCAGGAACAGAAGGCCCAACAUGAGCAAGAGCAAAAACAGACCGGCCUACGCUUCUCAGGCUCUUUAGCUGGCAAACUCACAAGCACCUGGCGGCGGGUCUCGGCCCGGCUCAAACCUUGGCUGCCUUCUCAGCCGAGCACAAUGUGUGGGCUGAGGCGGCGAACAUGGCCGCUGUGUGAUACAGAUGAGGAGAUGGGUCGGUUGGCGGCUGUGGAGGAGUUAGUGAUGGAGAUGGGGAGGGUGGUUGGUGCUGUGGAGAAGGGUGAGUUGGUUGGGAUGAUGGAAGAAGUAGUUAGAGUUGUGGAGAAGCGGAAUGGGGAGGUGCAGGAGGAAGGGGAGGAGACGGAGAAGGAGGACGAAGGCAAAGGGGAUAAAAGGGGGAUGGAGCAGCAAAACAGAGCAAGGGCAUGGGCCGGUCAGUUCAGACCGGCAUCUAGAGGAAAGGUCUCUUCGCAGCAGCAGCAAAAGGCCAUUACCAUUACCAUCCAGGAGGCAGCAAAACUCAUCAACAGCAACAACAACGAACGAGGCGAAGGCCGUUUUGCCACCACCAGCGCCGCCAAAGACAUUGAGGGGGGUCUUGGGAAAGGUAAAGAAGUCAUUGCAGGUCGGGGAGACGUGUGUCGAGAGGGAGUGGAAUAA